AUGGAAAAAGCUUGCGGGAAUGCGGCAUGCUCCAACACUUUCUCCAGCUCCAACAACAGGAAGAAAUUCUGCUCGGCUGCCUGCUACCCUUCAGUCAUCGCUACGGCAGCUGCCAAGCGUCUGGGCCGUGGCCAGAAAUCAGUCAUUCCAGCUCCUGCCGCUAGCCUACCAGCUGCCCCACCAAUCUACACUGAGUCUCCUUCCAGCUCUCCAGCUGCCAGAAGCCUCGACACAUCUUGGGCUCCAUCUCCGUCCGGCCACUCGACCCGUACUGCUACUACUCCUGGCCGCUCAUUGACGAAUGCCGCGACUUUCAUCCGCUGUCGGAGCACAGCCUGCUGCAACUACUUUUCUCGAACCUCACGUAGCCGCCAGUACUGUUCGCUCCCAUGCCGUCCAUCUAGUUCCUCCAGGCAAUCGGCAGCUGCGCCGGCUAUCUCACCAACUCGGACAGUCGCUUCGGCUCCUAGCACCACUCCGCUCUCACCUGCUCUUGCUCAGCUGGUGGCUGAUGAGACCUCGGAUAGAAACCUUGCUUUAGGGGCCAGCGUUGACUCCUGGUCCCCACCACCGGAACGUCGCCCGCCGGCAACGGUGACCGAGGGCCGUCAGCAUAGGAUGAGAAGCAGUAGCACACAUGGCGCCACCAACAACUCGCCUCAAGCCUCAUCAACCAUUGCUCCUACUCUGCUCUCGGUCUCACAAGCCGCCACUCCUGCUCUUCCAGCCAAUCACGACCUCAACGGCGAUGAGAGUGAACACUCUGACGUCCCACCAUCUCCAUUCAACCUCGCCCAUCUGCCGGCCGCUCCACCUCCGGUUAAUUUUAUUGGCGUGGAUGUGGCUUCGCCUACCAUCUCACUGGCAACCAACGCCGCGGCAGAUUCGUCUCUCAUGCGUGUUGCAUCCCAGCCCACGCAUACGUUAGAUGCUCCGGCAUCUCCGGCUUUUUCUGUUGAAGAUGACGACUCUGAGGAAGAAGGCGACGUCUCUCGCUCAACCCUCUUUUACAACGAAUGGGCCCCACUGAUUCUUGGCUGUUCUUCUAGGGAGGAGCUUGACACCGUUGCCGACAACUGCGCCUCUGCGUGGCACAGGCUCACCCUUAAGGCCGAUCCAUCUGCGCCUUCUCGCUCAGAUGCGCCAGUGUCCUUGCAGCGGCCUGAUGCCAGCCUCCAUCCAAGGAGGCGAAGCCAGAACAGACAGCAACAGCGCAUCCGGAGGAAGACCAAUGCCAAGCGGUGGGAGGCGGCCAGCAAACUACAGUCACUCUUCAAGCGAUACCCCAGGCGGGCCGUUCGCAAGGUCCUUGGCGAAUCAUCGGAAGGCUACUCGGGCACUCUCGACUCGGCCACCCAGUACCUAAGAGGGGCCUACGAACAGUGUCGCCCUGAUCCUAGCGCUAUAAUUGAAGCAAGGCGCACCUACGACAAUUGCCACUGGGCUCAUCCAUCUGAGGAGGAGUCUUCCUGCCUAGCCAGCCCACCUUCCAGACAAGAGAUAGCGUGGAAAUUGAAGAGAGCGUCGAACACCGCCCCAGGAGCCGAUGGAGUUGAGUAUAAGGAUAUUCUCCGCCUGGAUCCUGAUGGCCGACUACUUGAAGUUCUCUACAGCGCAGUGUGGCGACUGGGUGUCCCAUCAUCUUGGAAGUCAGCUCGCACCAUCCCGGUGUACAAAAAAGGGGCGACAGAUGACUACGGCAACUUCCGUCCAAUCUCUCUCCUCUCCACAUUGUACAAGCUCUUCUCCAGUUCCAUUGCAUCCAGGCUUACGACAGUGGCGGCUAACAACUCUUGGCUGUCGUUGGAGCAAAAAGGAUUUCUCCCGGGCGUGCACGGGAUACAGGAGCACACUAUGCUCCUUGAGUGUGCCAUCGAGGAGGCCAAACAGAAAAAGCGCAACCUUACGAUCUGCUGGCUUGAUUUGGCCAAUGCUUUUGGGUCCCUCCCUCACGAUUUUCUCUUCGAGCUAUUUCACAGCCUUCCUCUUCCAGUGGUACUCAGAGAAAUCCUUAUUGACAUUUACUCCGGCAAUGUAUUCCAGUUCGUCGUCGGAAAGGAUCUCGUCGCCAUCCACCCCACGUCUGGCGUUCGCCAGGGAGACGGCCUUAGCUCCAUAAUUUUUAACCUUGCAGCCGAGCCUCUCUUACGUUGCGCCAAGGGUCCACUAAACGACGGCUUCCUACUUUUCUGCUCCUACCUCAAAGCCACUGCAUAUGCGGACGACAUUUCAUUGGUCGGCUCUUGCCCUGCCGACCUCCAACCAACUCUGGAUGCCAUGCUGGUGGUCGCGGCUGCUCUUGGCCUCCGUUUCAACGCGGGGAAGUGCUGCUCUCUCAUCAUCUGCAAAGGAAAGGCCAAUCCUGCUGCAAGCCUGCACAUUCGUGGAGUGGCGGUUCGAUCUCUUGACGAGGGAGAGCAUGAGGACUAUCUUGGCGUCCCUAUGGGCACUCGCUUGACAUUCCGCCCGGCUUCUUCUCUGCCUGGCAAGCUCACCUUGGUUGCCGACUCCGACCUGGCCCCCUGGCAAAAGUUGGAGGUUUUCCGCGCCCACCUGCUGCCCUCGCUGUCUCACCAUGUCGCUACCGGCCGCGUCCAGCGAGGCUUCCUUGACGAGAUCGACUCGCGUUGCGCUGAAUUUCUCCGCCACAUUGCCAAUGUACCUCACACUGCUCACUCGGCUUUUCUCUUUGCUGACAGGCGGGCGGGUGGACUCGGAGCUUCCCAGCUCAAGAUGGAUGCGGACGUCUGGAUCAUCGCGCGAGCCGCCCAGCUACUGGACAGUCAGGACCCGGUCGUCCGCCUUUCUGCCCGCUCCCAACUGGAACAGCACAUCUCGAAGGGUCUUGGGAGCUCAUGCGUUACACCUCUCCCCUUCUCGGACUACCUAUCUGGCUCUACACGGGGGGGUCUUUACGACGCCCGUUUCUACAGGUGCGGCCCUAACACCUGGUCGAGGACUAGGAAGGCGGCCCGAAGACUGAAUGUCAGGAUCGACGUAUCCGGCGACGAAUCGUCCACUAAAGUGGUUGCCGACGACGUCUCCUGCUCCUCAGCCAAAGCCGUCCGGGGCCUCCGCUCGGCCAUUCGGGCCCGCUGGACUGCCUCACUUGCCAGUGCGCCACAUCAGGGAAGAGUCGCCCAGGGCCUCCUGCUGGAUUCGUCCAACGAUAUGGCGAGACUCACCUCCAGCCGCACUUCUCUCUCCUUCGAUGAGUGGAAGCUCAUACACCAGAGCCGGCUUGGCAUCCUCCCUCUUCUGGGCGCCCCUGGUAUUGCUCCACCCGACCGUAGAUGCCGUCGCUGCAAGGUGGACAUUGAGACUACUGCUCACGUCACCAGCCACUGUCGCGUCAACUUACCUUCCAUCGGACGACGUCACGACGUAGUGCUGGAAGAAAUUGUAAGCAUCAUCCGGAAGGCGGGGCACACGGUCCGGGUCAAUCAGGUAUUCCGCGACACAUCCCUCCGACCAGACAUUGUCGUCCUCUCCACCACGCCGCCUACCAUAAUCGACUUAACCAUACCCUUCGACGCCCCUGAAUCCCUUGCAGCUGGCUACGACCGCAAAGUUGAGAAAUAUAGUCAACUCGGGCCAACCCUUCCAUUCGUGAUUGGGGCUCUUGGCUCGUGGCUUCCGUCCAACAACUCCAUCGCCAGUGCCCUGGGCAUCCGUCCAGGUGCCUGGACUGCCCUACGUCGCAAGUGUCGCCUCCUGGCUAUCCGAGGGUCCAUCAAAAUCAUCUCUGAUCACAUCCGCCGUAAUGAUCGACCUGCCCCCACCGACUCUACACCAUAA
This is a messenger RNA of Daphnia pulicaria, 3798 nucleotides long. RefSeq lists its product as uncharacterized. The transcript has a single exon. Bases 1 to 3798 code for a protein of 1265 amino acids. The record is from RefSeq and is a predicted model, not a curated record. NCBI's taxonomy places the organism in Eukaryota, Metazoa, Arthropoda, Branchiopoda, Diplostraca, Daphniidae.